Messenger RNA from Cordyceps fumosorosea ARSEF 2679, 1575 nucleotides. Its product is annotated as Vacuolar protein sorting-associated protein 62. NCBI's taxonomy places the organism in Eukaryota, Fungi, Ascomycota, Sordariomycetes, Hypocreales, Cordycipitaceae. Bases 1 to 1575 code for a protein of 524 amino acids. The transcript has a single exon. The record is from RefSeq and is a predicted model, not a curated record.
AUGUAUUGGAUAGACCGCAUCGUCAUUGCGACGAUUGCCUUUGCCGUUCUCGUCUACGUCCUCUGGGCCACCCCGCGCUACCUCGAUCCUACUGGCAGCGACCCCGUCAAGCAGGAGCGCGACCGCCGAUGGGUUAACACGAGUCCCUACUUUGUCGACCGCCAGGCCUGCCGCUGGCUGACUCUCUGUGGCCUCCACCAUCUACGCGCCGACCCGGCCAACCGCGAGUAUCGCAACCGGAAGCACGGCCAGCACGCUCGUCCGCCGCCUACCCCCGACGUCGGCCGAGGCGACGGCGGCAAGCCAGCUGGCUCUCCUCACCGCCGCGACAUCCCUGACUACGUCUUCAAGCAUGCGCCCCUUGUCCACCUCUACUCGGGCGAGCAGUUUUGGCCCUCCGACAUGCGCGACCACAUCACCCACAUGGACAUCCAACUCAACUCGUCUCUCCUCGAUGACGCCGCCCCCUGGGACCUCGGCAACAUGAGCCGCCUCAACAGCCUCGACGGCAGUGUCUUCCUCCACAGCAAGAACGAUGUCGAGAGCCGUCCGCCGUGGCUACACAGCCGCUACAACGUCCCCUCCGCUUCUUUUCCCGCCCACGCCACCCACACUGCCUCGGACGAGCCUGCCGCGCUUGACGAGACACUGUACUCUACAACCACUACGCCUCACCACCCACACACUAAGCCCUCCAACUACGGCCAAUCGCGGGCAGUUCAUGCCCCGCCGCUGCCGCAAAAGGUACUAGCCGGCGCCGAGCACAAGCAGCAGCAGAUGCAGGCCGCUGCCGCCGCCGCCCAGGGCUACAAGCCCGAUGCCCAAGGCUAUUCAGGCGCGCCCGCUGUCCUCGUCCUCGUCGACAAGGAGGACGGCGUGCUCGAUGCCUUUUGGUUCUUCUUCUACUCGUACAACCUCGGCCAGACGGUCCUUACCAUGCGCUUCGGCAACCACAUUGCCGACUGGGAGCACUGCAUGGUCCGCUUCAAGGACGGCGUGCCUCAGGGCAUGUACCUCUCCGAGCACGAGGGCGGUCAGGCCUACGCCUGGGAGGCCAUGGAGAAGCGUAACGUGACGUGGAAUAGUGCCGUUGCCGAGCGCCCCGUCAUCUACUCGGCCACUGGCUCCCACGCCAUGUACGCCACGCCCGGCGACCACGCAUACAUCCUCCCCUUCAAGAUGCUCAAGGACGUGACCGACAAGGGGCCCCUCUGGGACCCAUCCCUCAACCACUACGCCUACUUUUACGACUAUGAGUCCGACGACGACUUUUACCCCGACAAUGCCGCCGCCCAUACCGGUGCUGGUGCCGCCCCCGGCUCCUCCGAAGGCAGCAGCCUCACACCCGCCGCUUCCAACCCGGACGCGCCCACCUCGUGGUUCCACUUCCGCGGCCGCUGGGGCGACGGCGUCUACCCGCUCGCCGACGUCCGCCAGUGGCGCCUCUUUGGCCAGUACCACUACGUCUCCGGGCCGCAGGGCCCCAAGUUCAAGAACCUCGGCCGCAAGAAGAUGUGCCUGGCGAAGAAGUGCCGCAUCCGCCACGAACGCGACGGCUCGGGGACGUGGUAUUGA